Messenger RNA from Momordica charantia (bitter melon), 2323 nucleotides. Its product is annotated as GATA transcription factor 19. The record is from RefSeq and is a predicted model, not a curated record. Gene Ontology annotation, biological process: regulation of DNA-templated transcription. Lineage: Eukaryota; Viridiplantae; Streptophyta; Magnoliopsida; Cucurbitales; Cucurbitaceae. Gene Ontology annotation, molecular function: protein binding; sequence-specific DNA binding; zinc ion binding.
ACAAAGAGACACGAUGAAGGCCUGCGCCUCCGCCAUUACGCGAUCUGCAAGCGAAAGGGAAGCAACUGUUUCUCGCUGCUUUUCCAUCUUCGGCUAUGUCUUCUCUUCUCGCCGGCGCUGUUUCGCCGCCGGUUUCUCCGAUGAAGAAUGAAAAUGGCCUCUUCUUGCCCUUCAACUACAGCUGAACGGAACCGAGUGGCAUCCACCGUAAAAACCCGCAAGUUUCAAGGUCAUUUUCAGCCCUUGUCAUCUCCUCCCUCGCGAUUCUCCUCCCACGUUAUCUUCUUCCUUUUUUCGGAUGAAUUCAGAUUCCCGUUUUGCCACUUCAGCCUUCCAUUUUCAUCUUCCUGCUGAUACUCCACCACUUUCGACCUCCACUACUGCUUCUUCUUCUGCGUUCGGAUGUUUCGUUCGAUUUUCUAGGGUUUUCUCCUUUGCUCGGGGGCAUUUGGUGGGGUUGAAUUUGGACUGGGAAUCGGUAGCUUUACUUGAUUUUCAGUUUUUGUUGUUUCUAGUCUGUGUUUUGGUUUUUAGGCGGGGUUAAUUAAUUAAUUCCCCCUUUGUAUAGAGCUUUCCUGUUUGGAAUUUGAAAUCCAAGCCUUUGUGAAUUGUCUGUUUCUCGGCUGGGAUUUCUUCUUUCAGAAUUCUUCUGCCGACCUUUUCGAUAAUCCAUUGUGUUUGGCCUAUAAUUUUUUUGGGGACUUUUUGGUUCCUUGUUAAAUUAGCGUCUUCUCGGCCUUCCUGUGUGAUGCUAUAAGAAAUGCCGGAAUCCAAUUUCCAAGACGCGAUGUACGGUUCCGGAGCCAUGAACAACGGUGGCCGGGAUUUGGAUAACAUUCAGAACCGAGUGGGUGAUGAAGAAGACGACGUCACCGGCGGGGAAGAGUCCAUUGACAACCCUCAGAUGCGCUUCGAAGACUCCGGAGGAAUAAGCGGCUCGGUCUCGGUGAUGAACCGAGUUCAGGAUAUUGUUCCCGCGACAUAUGUUUCCGGCUCCGAUUACAACCCAUUGACUGGAAACGGCGCCGACCAGCUUACGCUGUCGUUCCGGGGGGAGGUUUAUGCUUUUGAUUCUGUCUCGCCUGACAAGGUUUGGUUUUCAGUGCAAGCCGUGCUUUUGCUUUUAGGUGGAUACGAAAUUCCUUCUGGUAUUCCUGCUGUUGGAAAUGUACCCAUCAACCAGCAGGGUACCGAUGGCCUUCCUAUCAGGUCAGUUCAACCACAAAGAGCUGCUUCGUUGAGUAGGUUUAGAGAGAAGAGAAAGGAAAGGUGUUUUGAGAAGAAAAUUCGGUACAAUGUGCGAAAAGAAGUUGCACUCAGAAUGCAGCGGAAGAAGGGCCAGUUUAUAUCCUCUAAAGCUAUUUCAGAUGGAGUGGGCUCAUCUUCAGUUUUGGCUCAGACGUUGGAUUCUGGACAAGAUGAUGGCAUGUUGGAAACUUCAUGUACUCAUUGUGGAAUCAGUUCAAAAUCUACACCAAUGAUGCGUCGUGGACCAGCUGGCCCGAGGACUCUGUGCAACGCAUGUGGGCUCAAGUGGGCCAAUAAGGGAAUUUUGAGGGAUCUUUCCAAGGUUUCAAACGUUGGUAUUCAGGAACCCUUUGUGAAGGAGACUGAACAGAGCGAUGGGGAAGCAAAUGAAUCCGACACUGGAAUCAAUGUGGAUAUUCUCAGUUCUAAUGGUGAUAAAUAGGCCAUAAACCACAAUAUGGAGAUGUACAGAGCUGAUUAUAACUCUCUGCUAAGUGCCUGCUGAUUGAAGUUGGAGCAUUUGGGUAUUCCAACAAAUUAUAUGGAAAUUCAUACUCUGCUCUAAACUGCACUUUAGAGGAGAGAGUAUAAGAAGAACCAAAAGCAGUAAAUGAAUUGCUUCCCCAUUUGUAACCAAUCAAUCAAAUCAGAUUUCCAAAGCUGAAAAUGGAUGGAUGGGAUUCAGAUGGGAAGAAUGAGGGGAGCUGAAAGAUCUUGCUGCACUCUCCAAUGGCUUUUUGGUCAAAGAAGAAGAAGAAGCUGCUCAGUUCUCAUAAGAACUGAAGGCUCUGAUCAAAGGCUGAUGAGAUGAGUUGCCUCCACUUGAGGAUAUAUAUGAAAUUAGUAAGUUAUGUUAUUCUUCUUCUACAAUGUUUGGUUAAGGUGUAAUCUUCCCUAUGUAAAAGGGCAAUUAAAUGCUUCAGAUCCAUUGUUUUUAGCUUAUUUUUAUAUACUUUUCACUAUUAUUUUUCUUAGAUAAAGCCUAGAAGUAAAUAAUAGUGUAACAUCUGACCUUUUAGUAGGGGUAUUUUAGUUGCUUUGUAUUGAAGGGAAAAUUGGUAUAUUUAUUUAUUUA